Phycomyces blakesleeanus NRRL 1555(-) is the source of this 801-nucleotide messenger RNA. RefSeq lists its product as hypothetical. Gene Ontology annotation, molecular function: protein binding. NCBI's taxonomy places the organism in Eukaryota, Fungi, Mucoromycota, Mucoromycetes, Mucorales, Phycomycetaceae. The record is from RefSeq and is a predicted model, not a curated record. The transcript is spliced from 2 exons. The coding region runs from base 1 to 801 and encodes 266 amino acids.
AUGAGCUGGGCAAAACAACUCAAGAGUAUAUUUGCCCGACAAUGGAAGAAGACCGGCUCGCCAACAUCUGCUUCUGUGACUAGACAGGCCCUUAAUGCGGCUCCCACUUUAGACUGUCUUCCGGACGAGAUUUUGCUGCGUGUGUUUGAAUAUCUUGAUUUCCACACCCUCUAUGGACUCGUUCAGAUCUCGCGUCGGUUUAGACAGCUUGCAUUCUAUGCACUUGAGCACUAUGCAUUGCCGCACAUCCAGCUGGUAACUCUUAUUGAUCAGGAAGGCCAUGGCCAAUGGAGAGCGGUCCACAGAUUCAGCGGUCUCGAUCAACACACAUCCAGAGCUACCUUUACGACGUCUUCGAUGACCCCUGCACGGCGAUACAAGAGCAGCUCCACUAUCGCAGCCCCUGUGGUUCGGACUUUGUCUCUCUUAGACUUGAGUCCAAAGGCAAAUGACUCUCUCACCUACUGUGUCGACAGAAAGCAGCGUCGAAUGAGUAUCCGGACGUGUGGAGUUCAUGAGAUGACUGUUAAAUCGUGGUUAGGGUUCAAACAAAAGACAUUCGUGGCCUCGCCCUGGAAACUCUUUUAUUCCGUUGCCACUUCCCCUACCUUUCGGCUCUCGCUUAUCCUUCAGCAAGCCAAGACCCAACCACAAAAGAAGCCUUCUACAAAUAAUAGCAAUAAUAAUGAGCGGUAUAUUACUCCCAUGGGCAUGACCAUCCAGCUGGCCACUCUCACACGCGCUGUUCAGCUGAAGUCUAGUACAAGCCAAAAUCUUGAUGGGCUUCAUAAUAUGCCAUAA